GGGCUUUUGAAAAGCUCCUGACCGAAUGGCUUUAUCGGUUGUUACCAAUACCACCAAUACAAACCACAACAACAACAAUAACAACAACCCCCAUCAAUAUCAACCGAGUUUUUUCGAUUUACAAUCGCUGUUUGAUCCGUAUUCGUUGCAACAUCAUCAACACCAACAACAACAACAACACUCAAUGGAUUAUAAUAGCAGUAGCAACAACAACAACAACAGUGGCAACAGUAGCAGUAAUAAUAAUCACAAUCAUCACCCUAUAUUACAGCACACCCAACAACAUAUUAAUCGCAAUUUAAUGAGCGGAUUUCUUCAUCAACAUUUUGGCGCUGAAUAUGAACCGGUUAUAACAUUUGUGGAUUCACCACCAAAUUCUGAAGAAUCUUGGCCGGACGAUCAAUCGAAGGGCUCACCAGGACCACAAAUAAUUGACGUCCAAACUAUCUAUUCUCAAAGUGGUUCACGUAAAAGGCGAAUGGAUUGGGAUCCAUUGGAUUUGGGACAGAGUGAAAGCAAUGCUUCUCCACCAACUGUUGAAAUACCAAAUAAAUUAGCGGGACAUCCAUUGGCCGCCGAUGCUAAGGAUAAAGGCUAUAAGAGGGAGAAAUUGAGUAAUGGUCGCGGCAAUUGGGCCGAUGAUAUUGGAUUCGAUUUAAAUGCUGAAUUUAAUAGCAAUUCAUAUUUGAACAAUGAGACAUUUAUGUCGUUCUCUUCGGGUCUGCAGCCCGUACUUAAGCAAGAACCACAAUCUGAACAAUUGAAGAUUAAUAACAACAACAACAGCAGCAACAACAACAAUAAUCCGAAGAGUUCGUUGCACAUUCCAUCAAGUCCGAUUAACAGUGUAAAUAUACAACAAAAACAUGAUAAGCAAUCGGCAACGUCAAACAGUGGCAGCAACAACAAUGGACUCCUUGACACAACACCAACAUCCGCAACCAAUGCUGGUGCUGCUGGCGGUGCAGGGACCACAGCAGCGGCUUCUUCGGCCGCUACUGAAAAGCCCAAGACCAAUGGCAACCACAAUAUCGAUUUGAUUGAUAAUCAUUGUGGCUGUGGUUCACCGCAAGGAGGUAACGCCGCUCAACAGCAACAGCAGCAGCCGCAAGUUGUAGACCAGCAACAGCAGACAUCUGCAUCGUCAUCGACAGCCAUCAAGGGUAAUAAUGAACAAGGUCGUCAACUUCUAACUGUGGUUGAUGCCAGUAAAAUCGAACAAAAUCCCGUGGGUAAAUCGGCCACACCCAGCGGAACUACAACAGCAGCUGCUGCCAAUUCCGAUGAUUAUAAAUUCCAAUAUAUUUUGGCUGCAGCCACAUCCAUUGCCACGAAAAACAAUGAAGACACUCUCACCUAUUUAAAUCAGGGUCAAAGUUAUGAGAUCAAAUUGAAGAAGAUCGGUGAUCUAUCGAUGUAUCGUGAUAAAAUACUGAAGAGUGUUAUCAAAAUAUGCUUCCAUGAGCGUCGUCUACAAUAUAUGGAACGUGAACAAAUGCAACAAUGGCAGGCCUCACGUCCCGGCGAGCGUAUCAUCGAAGUUGACUUGCCACUCUCCUAUGGCCUGUGCCAUGUCUCCCAGCCAUUGAAUCCGAACUAUUUGAAUACGGUCGAGAUCUUUUGGGAUCCCAUGAAAGAGGUCGGCGUUUACAUCAAGGUCAACUGUAUAUCGACCGAGUUUACGCCAAAGAAACACGGUGGCGAAAAAGGCGUACCAUUUCGUUUACAAAUCGAGACAUAUAUCGAGAAUAGUAAUACAACAACAACAACAGCAGCAACUUUAACACCAACACCAUUCCACAAUAUCGGCAGCAACCAGAAUUUGCCAGGUUCGGGAACAAAAACACCACCAAUUGGUAGUGCUGGAAAUUUGACACCGAAUGGCCUGUUGUUGAAUGGCGGCAAACCGAUGCCAAUCCAUGCAGCAGCUUGUCAAGUUAAGGUUUUCAAAUUAAAAGGUGCCGAUCGCAAACACAAACAGGAUCGUGAAAAAAUCCAAAAACGUCCCCAGUCCGAACAGGAUAAAUUCCAGCCAAGUUACGAGUGUACCAUUAUGACGGAUAUACCAUUGGAUUUGAUUACAACACCAACAACCACCAGUGGCGCUGGUUGUUUCAGUCCCGAAUACAUGAAAAUUUGGCCAAAUUCGCCAGUUCACAUUCCAAAAUAUGAUGGCAUGUUACCCUAUGCUAGUGCUUCGCCCAAUGCCAGUGCUAGUCCCAUAGCCAUUAAUAGUGUCUCCUCGACGAAUUCGCCCAAUUUGAAAAUAAUGGACACAAAUAUGGUGGUGGCACCACCACCAUCGGUAAUGGCCACCGAUAUUGAUGAAUAUAAUUCCAUUACCAUAAUGCCAGAAUCUACACCAGUACAGGUUACCCAGUGGUUGACCUAUCAUCGUUUGACGGCAUAUUUGUCAACAUUUGCACAGUUCUCGGGAGCUGAUAUUAUGAGAAUGUCCAAAGAGGACUUAAUCCAAAUCUGCGGCUUGGCUGAUGGUAUACGCAUGUUCAACAUCUUGAGAGCAAAGGCUAUAACACCCCGUCUAACCCUCUACGUUAGCUUGGAUGGCGCUAAUUAUAAUGCCGUUUAUCUCAUAUCCAAUACCGCCAAGGAACUUGUACAAAAACUUUUCAAGUUACCUGGCUUCUAUGAGUGUGUGGCCAAAGGCUCUUCGUCCAACUCGAUGAAUGGUAAUGCUGGUUCGGGCAUGGAUACUAAUACCUCACCCUAUCAUAGCUGGGGUAUGCAUUCGAAAUAUUCCGGCAGCGGUUCUAGCAUUUAUAAUGAUGUCAAUACAAAAUCAUUGAUUUAUAUUAGCGGUCCAGCCGGUAUCCAUGUGGCCAUUACCGAUGAGGUAUUGGCCAAUGAAAUCAAAGAUGGUAGCCUUUACGGUUUGGAAGUACAAAAUGGAAAAGUUGUUAUGAAAUUAGUGAACAAAAAUGAAAAUUGAAAAAAAAACAG
Molecule: messenger RNA, 2961 nt
Organism: Musca vetustissima
Lineage: Eukaryota; Metazoa; Arthropoda; Insecta; Diptera; Muscidae
Exons: 15
Coding region: 26-2950 (974 amino acids)
Biological process (GO): regulation of transcription by RNA polymerase II
Cellular component (GO): nucleus
Molecular function (GO): DNA-binding transcription activator activity, RNA polymerase II-specific; RNA polymerase II cis-regulatory region sequence-specific DNA binding
Source: RefSeq, a predicted model, not a curated record